UCAAAUGUGUCUGCAGUUCAUGUGACUUUGCUAACUUUUAGUCACUGCAUUCUUAAAAAACUCAUCAAAACUGAGAAGAACUCAAGAGCCAAAUGGUUCUGUACUUUUGAAUCUAUUAUUGACAUUGAAGGAAAUCACUAGUAAUAUUUGCUAGGAUUAAAAUGAUUUUAAAACAGACCUUUUGAGCCACAUGCCAAGUCUUCAUUUCCCCUUACUCUAUCCUCCACUGUCAUUCUUGCUCUCUCGCCUGAAAUCUAAUGCCCUACAUGGCACUUCACUAAUGUUGCUUUUGGCAUACCCUGUAAUGAGGAUUUUGGUGCAGCUGAUCUGUCUUUCCUGUCCUGUUCCCCUAGCCCUUGCUUUCAUUGCUGGUGAUAUUUCUAGCCCACUUUUCCCAGAUGUGUACCCACCAGGGAAAGUCAUCAAAUGGAAUCUUACCGUGCCUCCAGGAUUCUUGAUGCGGCUACAGUUUCAAGUCUUUGAUCUUGCAUUUUCACAGAACUGCCAAGGGGACAAUGUUGCACUGUUGGAUGGUGAGAGACUUAUGCAGAAGCUCUGUGGCAAUGCAACUACAUGGAACCAUAUCCCAAGACAGAGAGAGUUUGUGGCAGCAACGAUGAAUGUGAUAUUUACAUCAGUUACUGAGUGGACUGCAGACCAUCAGGGGUUUUAUGCUCUUUAUGAAGCAAUAGAUGCAGACGAGUGUGCUCAGGACAGCAGCCUUUGUGAAAUGCACUGUAUGAAUUAUAUUGGGGGCUAUUACUGCUUCUGCAGCUAUGGGUAUGAACUGAAUGCUGACAAGAGGACGUGCAAGGUUGUAGAUUGUGGACCGUUUCCAGAAAUUAGCAGCGCUGAAGUAGUUUACCUAUCUCAAAACAAAUCAACAACUUUUGGCAUGCGGGUGCAGCUCUUCUGUGCUGAGCCUUAUUAUGAACCCUAUAAACAAGGCAUUUUUACCUGUGAGGCAGAUGGUAUAUGGAGAAAUGAAGAAGGAAGCAAUGAGGUCUCAUCAUGCAUCGCAGUGUGUGGGAGGCCUAUAAACCCACCGUUACAAUUCCAGAGGAUAUUUGGAGGGAGACUAGCAGCUAGAGGCAACUUCCCAUGGCAAGUAUACUUUCACAGUCCGCGAGGAGGAGGCAUUCUUAUUUCAGAUCAAUGGAUAAUGACAGCUGCAAAUAUGCUACGAGAAGAUCAUUUUGAAUUAUUUGCUGGUAUAGUUGAUAUUUCAGAAGAAGGUUUGGCCAAUGCGAUUAAACUACAAAUUGCAGACAAAUUUAUUCACCCUAAUUACACCUAUGCUGAGAAGGGUGAGAUGCAAUAUAACUAUAACAAUGAUAUUGCUUUGCUUAAGCUAACAGAGAAGGUCAAAGUUGGACAGUUUCUAUCCCCUAUAUGUCUUCUGCAGGAUGCAUCUGACACUGAGCUGGAAAAUGGGAAACUGGGAUAUAUUUCAGGGUGGGGACUUACUGAAAAACGAAAAUUAUCAAAUGAUCUGAGAUAUGCUGAGGUACCAGUUGUUAAUAUGGACAUGUGUAAAAAUGUACCAAUUCGACAAAAGUGGGUGAAGAAAGAAAACUUUGUGUUUACACCAAAUAUGUUUUGUGCUGGAGCAUAUGGUUUAGACAAUUGCCAUGGAGAUGGAGGAGGAGCAUUUGCAAUUCUGAAUGACCAAGAUCGUUUUUUUGUUGAAGGCAUUGUAUCUUGGGGUUUCAAAUGUGGCACAUAUAGUGUCUACACAAAAGUGGUGAACUAUUUAGAAUGGAUCACUAAAACUAUGUCUGAGAAUUAGGGCUGAAGUAAACAACAGCAACAACAGUAAAAAAUUAAGCAAGCACUAGACUACUCUGGGUAUCAGUGGAUUUAAGUUAUCAUUAACACAAGUGUGUGCUUAACCAGAAAUGAAACCAAGCAUAAUAAUAAAUGAGAAACUAAUUAUA
Molecule: messenger RNA, 1937 nt
Organism: Polypterus senegalus (gray bichir)
Lineage: Eukaryota; Metazoa; Chordata; Cladistia; Polypteriformes; Polypteridae
Product: calcium-dependent serine proteinase-like
Exons: 7
Coding region: 191-1789 (532 amino acids)
Biological process (GO): proteolysis; complement activation; acute inflammatory response
Cellular component (GO): extracellular region
Molecular function (GO): serine-type endopeptidase activity; calcium ion binding
Source: RefSeq, a predicted model, not a curated record